GCCUCUCCCGCCCGCUCUCUUCUGCUUUCAGUUCUGCCUGCUGGUUCCUGGCUCUCAGGCGUUGCGAUUACAUCCGUAGACAGAGCGUUUUGCUCUUUGGGCACGCUUACACCUAUUUUGUGCUGUCUGGGUCCGUUGAAAUUGUUGAUAUUUGCGCAGCAGAGAGCAACUUCCCCAGCAGAGUUCAAGAAGCGGACUCGACGCCUCUCGUCUGGUUUUGAGCAGGGCAGUGCCAGUGUGCUACACUGCUCUUGACAAAGGUUAUACAGUAUUUUUCUGUCAGCUCAGCUGUGGAGAUGGUGACCUCGGGCUGCAAAAACCUCUGACAUCACUGCCUCAUGCUAAAGAGGAUGCCUGUCUAUGCUUGUGAAGUGUGAAACACCUACUAGGUGACUCAGCCAUUAUAUGUAUGAGAUUUGUCCACACACUGGCUCUUCAGACAGGUCUUCCAUAUCUCAAGUUGAGAAGUUCCGUAUCACACUAAACAUGGAGAAAGAAGAAAAGAAGUUUGUCAAUAAAGCAGAGGAGGAUGAGAUGGAGAUUUAUGGUUAUGAUCUGUGCCGUUGGAAGCUGGUGCUAGUUACUGUGGGAGUGAUCUGUUCUGGUGGCUUUCUUCUCCUCCUCCUCUACUGGAUGCCUAAAUGGCGUGUGAAAGCAACAUGCAAAAGGACUAUGCUUAAAGACUGUGAAGUGGUUCUGCUGAGGACAACUGAUGAAUUCAAGAUAUGGUUUUGUGCAAAGGUUCGCAUUAUGCCUUCUUUGGGAACCAAUCCUUUACAGAGUCCUAAACCUAUAGUACACAAGGUUUCAAAUGGCCAUGCUGUUCACAUCUGUGAAACUUCUGCAGAAGAGAAUAAAAAUGAUUUGAAAAAAUAUUUACCCAUUCGUUAUUUCACACAUCACAGCGUGAAAUAUGUCUGGAAUGAUUCAGCUCAAAGUUUUGAUAUUGUACGAGGACUGGAUGAAUCUACAUUCUGUUCUUCAAUUCAUAACGAACACAGCGCAGGACUGACAAAGGCGAUGCAUGAUUACAGAAAAAUAUUUUAUGGAGUAAAUGAAAUUGCUGUGAAAGUGCCUUCCAUUUUUAAGCUUCUGAUUAAGGAGGUUCUCAACCCUUUUUACAUUUUUCAGUUGUUCAGUGUGAUAUUGUGGGUCACUGAUGAAUAUCACUACUAUGCAUUAGCAAUUGUGAUUAUGUCUGUAAUAUCCAUUGUUAGCUCACUCUACACCAUUAGAAAGCAAUAUGUUAUGUUACAUGAUAUGGUAGCAGCUCACAGCAUUGUCAGAGUUUCUGUCUGCAGAGGAAACCAAGAAACAGAAGAAAUCCUUUCCACCGACCUUGUGCCUGGAGAUAUCAUGUUGAUUCCAUCUAACGGGACAAUUAUGCCCUGCGAUGCAGUGCUUCUCAGUGGUACUUGCAUUGUAAAUGAAAGUAUGUUAACAGGUGAAAGCGUUCCUGUCACAAAGAUUAAUCUGCCAAAUCCUUCAGAAGAUCCAAAAGCAAUGGGAGAUGAAAUAUACAGUCCAGAAGUGCAUAAACGGCAUACUUUGUUCUGUGGAACCAAUGUAAUUCAAACCCGCUUUUAUACUGGAGAAUUAGUCAAAGCUCUCGUAGUGAGAACAGGCUUUAGCACUGCUAAAGGACAACUUGUUCGUUCCAUACUGUAUCCAAAGCCAACUGAUUUUAAGCUCUAUAGAGAUGCCUACUUAUUUCUCCUGUCUCUGGUAGUGGUGGCAGGCAUUGGCUUUCUUUACACAGUUGUCAAUAGCAUCUUAAACGAGGUUCCAGCUCAUACCAUCAUCAUCGAGUCUCUCGACAUUAUCACUAUCACAGUGCCUCCAGCACUCCCUGCUGCCAUGACCGCCGGCAUUGUUUAUGCGCAGAAACGGUUGAAAAAAAUUGGCAUCUUCUGCAUCAGCCCACAAAGGAUAAAUAUUUGUGGCCAGCUGAAUCUUGUGUGCUUUGAUAAGACUGGCACGCUUACUGAGGAUGGCUUAGAUCUUUGGGGAAUUCAACGGGUGGAGUGUGCUCGUUUCCUUUUACCGGAAGAGAGGGCUUGCAGUGAGAGCUUGCUGAAGUCUGAGUUUGUUGCUUGCAUGGCAACUUGUCAUUCCCUUACAAAAAUUGAAGGGGUACUUUCUGGGGACCCGCUUGAUUUGAAGAUGUUUGAAGCAAUAGGAUGGAUUUUAGAAGAAGCAACCGAAGAAGAAACAGCGCUUCAUAAUCGAAUCAUGCCAACAGUGGUUCGUCCUUCAAAACAGCCUUUUCCAGAAUCCAAGCAGGCAACAGAUCAAGAAAUGGAAUUAUUUGAGCUUUCGACCAGCUAUGAGAUUGGAAUUGUGCGCCAGUUUCCAUUUUCUUCAGUUUUACAACGUAUGUGUGUAAUAGCCAGAGUUCUGGGGGAGAAGAGAAUGGAUGCUUACAUGAAGGGUGCGCCUGAGGUGAUUGCCAGUUUGUGUAAGCAGGAAACAGUUCCUAUUGACUUUGAGAGUGUCCUGGAAGAAUACACUAAGCAGGGCUUCCGAGUUAUUGCUCUUGCUCACAGAAAAUUGGAGUCUAAGCUUACAUGGCACAAAGUCCAGACUAUUAAUAGAGACGCUAUUGAAAGCAACAUGGAUUUUAUGGGGUUAAUUAUAAUGCAAAACAAGCUGAAGCAAGAAACCCCUGCUGUACUUGAAGAUUUGCAUAAAGCCAACAUUCGCACUGUCAUGGUUACAGGGGAUAACAUGUUAACUGCUAUCUCUGUGGCCAGAGACUGUGGAAUGAUUCUACCUCAGGAUAAGGUCAUUAUUGCUGAAGCACUACCUCCAAAGGAUGGGCAGGCUGCCAGGAUCAACUGGCAUUAUGCAGAUACCCUCGCAAAAUGCACUAGUUCAUCACCAGCCAUAAACUCAGAGGAUAUUCCGAUUAAAUUGGUUCAUGAAAGCCUUGAGGAUCUCCAGAUGACCAAAUACCAUUUUGCAAUGAAUGGAAAGUCAUUUGCAGUGAUUUUGGAGCAUUUCCAGGACCUGGUACCCAAGCUUGUGUUACAUGGCACUGUGUUUGCUCGCAUGGCACCUGAUCAGAAAACUCAGCUGGUGGAAGCUUUACAAAAUGUAGAUUACUAUGUGGGCAUGUGUGGAGAUGGUGCAAAUGAUUGUGGAGCACUAAAGAGGGCACAUGGUGGCAUAUCUUUGUCUGAACUUGAGGCUUCUGUGGCAUCGCCAUUCACUUCCAGAACACCUAGUAUUUCCUGCGUGCCAAAGCUGAUCAGGGAAGGCCGUGCUGCUUUAAUAACUUCCUUCUGUGUUUUUAAGUUCAUGGCAUUAUACAGCAUUAUCCAGUACAUCAGUGUUACGCUGCUGUAUUCUAUCCUGAGCAAUCUGGGAGACUUCCAGUUUCUCUUCAUUGAUUUGGCAAUCAUUUUGGUGGUUGUCUUCACUAUGAGUUUGAACCCUGCUUGGAAGGAACUUGUUGCGCAAAGGCCUCCAUCAGGUCUUAUCUCAGGUCCACUUUUGUGUUCCGUUUUGUCUCAGAUCAUCAUCUGCUUUGCUUUCCAAAUCCUUGGGUUUUUUUGGGUCAGACAACAGUCUUGGUAUGAGCAUUGGACAACAGAAUCUGCUGUGUGUCAUUUAUUGGAUGCCACAAGCACCAGCUCUGCCCACUAUGAGAACGAGACUCUCCAUGAUGAACAUAACAUUAAAAAUUAUGAAAACACGACUUUGUUUUUUAUCUCCAGCUUUCAGUACCUCAUAGUGGCAAUUGUCUUUUCUAAAGGAAAGCCCUUUAGACAACCAUGCUACAAAAAUUUUCUGUUUGUUAUAUCUGUGAUAGUUCUUUAUGUCUUCAUAUUUUUCAUCAUGUUGCAUCCAGUUGAAUCUAUUGACACGUUUCUUGAGCUCGUGUGUGUGCCAUAUGAGUGGCGUCUAAGAAUUCUCAUCAUUGUUGUUGUCAAUGCAAUUGUAUCCGUGUUGGUGGAGAAUGUCCUCCUUGAUAUGAUCCUUUGGAAGGUUGUGUUCAAUCGAGACAAACAAGGAGAAUAUCGCCUCACCAUACCCCAGCCGCCUCAGGAGGCUGUGGAUCGCUGGGGAGUUUGUUUCCUUUCUUCGCUGUUCGGUUGUAGAGAGAAGACACCAAAAGCCAAGUAUAUGCAUCUAGCUCAGGAACUGCUGGUUGACCCAGAAUGGCCACCGAAACCCAGAACAACAACAGAAGCUAAAGCACCAUCUCAAGAAAAUGGCUCAUAUCAAAUCAUCACAGUCACGUAACAGUGGAUCUUGGUCGCAUGCAUCUUUAGUAGAGUUCAGAAGAAUGUAAUUUUCAGGCUUUAUUUAAAAUUACAGUAUACUAAAUGUCAAAUUCUGAUACAGAUACUUCCAACUGUUUUUGUCUCUCUGAAUACAGAGUUCAGAGCCAGACAUAUUAUGGCUGUACGUUUUUAAAAUGUAGGUUAGCUUAGGCAGAACAAAACUGGUCAUCUUUUCUUCCACCUCCUUCUAACUUAAAAGUAUCACUACUCCAAAAUGAGAUGUAUUUGAAGUUUUAAACUGCAGGGCAGUUAAACAGGUUCACCUGAUUUGCCUGGAAUAUCUUAAUCAUUGUUCUGGCCUGUUUACCAGGGCACAUAUUAAUGUAAGCUCUAUGAUGUAGUGCUUUCAUGGUAGUACUAGAGGCACAUAAUGACUUUUCAUGUUGGUUUUUUUGACUGUUUUCUUGUGUGCGUGGUGGGUUUUUUUUCUUUUUUUUUAAUUUUCACUGUUGAAAAGCUUUGUGCCUCAGAAUGGUUCUAAAGUUUUGAUGAGUGUACCUUUUUUUUUUUUUUUUUGUCCCUACUAGUAAGGAGUGUUUCUAGGUAUAAAAGUUUGAGUUUUAAAUUUAGUUCCUUAGUCUGCCACAGCGGGAAUUGGGAACACUAUAGAAACAAUAUGCUCUGUCCCUAAGCAGAAAAUGCGUUCUUCUCAAGUGGGUUCUUAGCAUCUCUUCUAGCUAACCCUGAAAAAGUGAAGACAAACUCCAGUAAAGGAAGCAUUAGACUACACCUUUUUGUUUUUGGAGAAGAAAGGCUGGAGAGCCUAGCAUUUUCUUCUCCAUCUCACUUUUAUUAUAUUUAACUAGACAUAUCUCCACAGACCUUACUUUUUUUUCAACAGAAGGACCAGGUUUUAUUUUCAGAUCUUAAGAGAAUUGUAUUAUAUGCCUUGAAUUAGUAAGGCCAAAGUUACUGCUGCAAGGAGAGGGUGGGGGAAAAUAUGUUCGCAAGCCCACACUUGGGACUUUUGCAUGAUAAAGAACGCAUGCAUUUCAAUGAGUCUGCCAAUAUCUUAAGCUCUAUAUGUAGCUGUAUGAAGCAAAAUUAAGAGAAAAUAGAUGAGGAGCUAAAAAUAAACUAAGGCUUAUCUGUUUUUUUUUUUUAAAACUUACAUCACCAGCAAUGCUGCUUCAGUGCUUAGGGUAGCAAUGCACGACUUUGCCAUUAGGUGGUAUCAAAGAAAAACCAAGAUCUCCAGAAAAAAGCUCAACAAAGACGUAGGGGCAGGCGUCGUCUUCACAAGCAGAGCUUAAAGAAAAAGGUUUUUUAGUCAAUGGGAAAAAAAACGUCCAGCUACUUAUCUUCAAACCAUCUCCCUCUUGCUGAACUUCCGAAAGACUUUGUCUUUAGGCAGUUAGCAAAAAUAUUGGCUUUUGAUCUGUCUUUUUUUAACGAGGUGAAACUGAUUUGUACACCUCUAAACUUUGAGAAGUGGAACUAAGAUCCAGAGCUGACCUUUAGAGAACUCGUAUAAAGAGUGGAGGGAGGGCCCCAAACUGGCUUGAGAUUUUUGAUGUGUGUGUGUAUUCCGAUGACAGAAUUUGAAAUGAUGGGCUCUUUUCGUUUGUUUUUAUUUUUCAAAUUCCUUUGGAGACUAUUCCAUUCCAGAAUUGUUUUAGUGAGUGAAAUUUUUCCAGGUCAGGCCUAAUUUCCUUGUGCUUUUCUGUAAGGCAGUGUGUGGCAGUAUCCCCCACUGUUCAUUUUAGGAUUUUUGCAGUGUUGAACUUACUGUGCCAAUGGUGAAUUUAAAAGUGGUGCUAAAUGGUUUGGAAGAUGUUUUUCUAGAACUUGAGGGUUAGUAGAUAAUAACAUUUGCUCCUCAGAAAUAGUAUGCUUAUGGUAGACUAUCCUCCAGUCCAGCUGUCAGCUCUUUUCCUGAUUUUUUUUUUUAAACUCUUUUUUUGGGGUGGGAGGGGAUGGAGCGGAGGAAGGAAGAAAGUUAUGUUACUAGCAGUCAUUCAGCAGAGCAGUGUAAAAGUCUACUUAACCUGCUUUCUUCUGGUCAUGAAUAUCAGUUGAAACUGGUAGCUUUUAAAGGAUCUGAAAUUGUGGACUAGGUUGAAUUUGCUAAUCAUGAACUUGAGUCAGUUGGCUAAUUUCUACCAAUGUUGAUUUCAUACAGCUUUGUAGCAUGGAAUAACUGAUGAAGAAUAAUUCUUAGAUGAGUAAGUAGUAUUCCAAAAUCUAAAGAAAAAUUAUAUUGAAAAAUGUUGUGAAGCUAUGCAUCUUGGACCUAGGAGCUGUGACUUAUCCUUAAACAAAUAAGCUUUGUUUUCCAUUUCAUUGAUCAUUUUAGCUUGUUGGUUGCAUCAGAAGUGAAAGGAAAAAAUGUUUGCCUUUUUCUCUUAUGUGCUUUUGCUUGGUACUUUCUCGCUAAACUGCUAAUUUCUCUCUGCAUAUUUGGGUUCUGAAGCUAGUCUUUCAAUCAUAUUAUUCUACUAUAUUGGAUUCAUCUAGAAAGUGAGGAGGAAACCACUUAUUAAGGUGGACUUUCAGAGAACACUUUAUGGAAUUUUUCUUACUAAAACUGAAAUAGCCCAGUGUCUCCAUUUGUUGAAAUUGAUGAUUAAUGGGGCUAAUCACUAAUUAGGGUCACAAGCAUAUUAAUUUCCUCAAGAUAUGCGUUCAGAAUUAGUAAAUGUUUCUGAAGCUGCAUGUGUGAGCUCUGGCCUAUUUGCUUUCCACAUAUAGUUAAGAAUAAUAAAUCAGCCUUUCAGAAAGAGAAUUUUUCUUUUGUUCAGCCACAAAGUAAGCAUUUUAAUCUCCUGCAGUUAUUGAGAAUUAUGCCUUUUUACCCAAGAGCCGAGUUUCUAAUUUUGAGCAAUUUAUUUUUCAGGCUUUCAGAAAUACAGCAAACUAGAUCUGAACUAGUGUAUUCAGUUUAUGCUUUGAAGUAAGACGAAAUUCAGUUUGUAGUGAAAAAUCUUUGAUGUUUAUCUUGGAAGUCUAAAUUCAGGUGAACAGACCAAUUUAGUGAGUUCCACUAGAUACUUGGUAGACACUUUCUUCCUGCUGUAUAUUUUGGCCUUACAUUGAGGAUUUUGAUUUAUUAUUAAAUUAUUUGUGUAUGCAGACUUUAAAUUUAUAAUCUGUACGUAUUUUACUUUGAUAUAUUAGAAUUUGUAAAUAUUACUGAUUUUUAAAUAUUAUUUAUGCACAUACUUAAAGGACUGGUCAACCCAGAAAAAAAUGCUAAAUAAUAAAUGUUACUUCUAAAAAUAAAUUGCAGGAUCAUUAAAUUGUCUAUCCCUCAGGGUUAUUUUAAAAAUUUUUUCCUUCCCUUUGGAUUUAAUUAGCAGUAACUGUAGUUUCAUGUGCUAUAAAACUAAAUCCACUGUUUUAAAAAAAAAAAAAAAAAGAAAAAAAACCCUGCAAAUAAUGCUUGAGCAGAAAUGAAUAAAACACCCAAAAAACUGUCCAUAUUCAUUGUAACUUUAAAUUGGAAACUUCUGCUGUUGCACUUUAAAGGAGAGAAAAAAAAAAAAAAAAGAAAAAAAAAAGUUAGGUUUUUAAUUCUAUUUAUUUUUCUUCAUGAAGAUUGUGCUGAACAGUCAUCCCAAACUGGGUAAAUGAUCCUGUGCUGUAUAGGUAUAUACAGUGUCGUACCAAGCAGACGUGGAGUCCUUUUUUUAUGCUGCAAGUUUUUAACGCUUAUGUUGGUCAUCACAAAAUGCAAGAGUUGAAGUUCUGUAGGAUUUCUCCCCUGAAAUUCUGGACUGUAAACUUAGGUUUUGUAUGUUUAAGGGAAAGCUUGUGGGGUUUUGACAAUUUUUAAAGUCUUGAAUAUGUUGAUUUUAUACAGUAAAGCUUCAAGUUUUUACAGCUAUUUUCAACAAACUGCAGCUUGUUUGAUAAUUAUGUGAACCCGAAACUACUCACUUUGUGAAUUCCUCAAUCCUAACAGAUUAAAAGGCAUUACAGUGCUCUCUAGAAGCUCAACUUCCUUUUUAUUUUUAAAUUCAAAAUGAUAAUACAUCUUUAUUUAAAACAUGCAUUGCUGCUCUAGAAUGGUACCCUGUUGUCAAAAGGCAUACGUAAAUAACUGUACAAUAGAAUUGUAAAUAGUCUUGUAAAUCAUUUUUGUGACUGAAGCUCUUUGAAAUAAAAUUAAAAUGAACAGAUUCUA
Struthio camelus australis is the source of this 8415-nucleotide messenger RNA. RefSeq names its product ATPase 13A3 (gene ATP13A3). NCBI's taxonomy places the organism in Eukaryota, Metazoa, Chordata, Aves, Struthioniformes, Struthionidae. Gene Ontology annotation, cellular component: late endosome membrane. Gene Ontology annotation, molecular function: ATP hydrolysis activity; polyamine transmembrane transporter activity; P-type ion transporter activity. The record is from RefSeq and is a predicted model, not a curated record. Gene Ontology annotation, biological process: polyamine transmembrane transport; intracellular calcium ion homeostasis.